Molecule: messenger RNA, 1374 nt
Organism: Leptopilina boulardi
Lineage: Eukaryota; Metazoa; Arthropoda; Insecta; Hymenoptera; Figitidae
Product: odorant receptor 4-like
Exons: 3
Coding region: 113-1318 (401 amino acids)
Biological process (GO): sensory perception of smell; detection of chemical stimulus involved in sensory perception of smell
Cellular component (GO): plasma membrane
Molecular function (GO): olfactory receptor activity; odorant binding
Source: RefSeq, a predicted model, not a curated record
AAUGAAAUUAUACGGAAACAAAAGAAAUAGAGUUUGCGCAAUUCCAGUCGAAUCUCAACCGUCAUCGUGAGCUCUCUUAUCAAAAAGAGAGUUCCUCAUCUUCAGUAUAGACAUGACUGAAAAGAAACCUGAUCAGGAUUUUAAUCCUGUGAAAAUUCUCAAAAGAGUUGCAUGGCCAUUGGGUGCUUGGCCUUUUUCUGAUAAUAUUUUUUCCAUUUUUCGAGCAUUUAUCGUUCUUCUCAUUCAGAUUAGUUUAAUGGCAAGUGUAACAAAAGAAAUCACACUCGGAUGCAGCAAUGCAGACGAAGUAAUUGAUUUAAUUGUUUGGGUACAAUGUGCAAUAAUAGCAUCAGUAAAAGUGAUUUUAAUUCGUUUCUAUCACAAAAAUGUAUCACAAACAAUUACUUCUAUUAAUGAAGAUUGGUCGACAAUAAAAGAGCCAACAUUAGUUGACAUAAUGAAAUCGUAUGCUUCAUUUGGAAAUUUUGUCUGCAAUGCUCAAUUUAUCUUCAGUUGUUCAGAACUUCUUCUACUAAUGGCUAAAAACGUUCUAUCUGUUUGGCAAACAAAUAAUUUAAUAAUUUCAAACUCAAGUGAAAUUUUAUUUCAACGACCCCUACCCCAAGGGACUAAAUGUUUAUUUAUGAAUGUUUCAACAACAUCGUACAUUUUUAUUUAUAUUUUUCAAAUGAUUCAGUGCAUUACAACAAGCAUUGGAAAUGUUGGUUUGGACGUUUUCUUUUUUUUAUUAGCAAUGCAUAUUUGUGGUCAACUUGAAAUUCUAUGUGAAGAAAUACGUAAUAUUAAUGGAGACAAUUUUAAUUCUAUUAAAAGACAAAUUGUUUCUUUGAGUCAAAGACACAAACUAUUAUUGGGCAAAGCUAUGGAUUUAGAGGAAACAUUUAGUUUAAUUAUUAUGUUGCAGCUUGCAAUUAAUAUUACUGCUAUAUCAUUAUUUGGAAUCUCAGUAAUUGUAACUUCACGAGAAAAUGGAUUUUUAGCUGCUUUAAAACCAAUGACCGCUAUUCAAGUUUUAAUGAUACAAUUAUUUCUCUACUGCUAUGCAGGCGAUUUAUUAACAUCAAAAGUACAAAUGGUAACAUUAGCAUCUUAUCAAAGUUUGUGGUUUGAAUUUCCAAUAAGUUUAUCAAAGGAUAUGUUAUUUAUAAUGAUGAAAGCUGGAAGACCUUUUGCAUUAUCUGCUGGAAAACUUUUACCAAUAAAUAUGAACACUUUCAGUAAUAUACUUAAAUUGUCAGUUUCAUAUUUUUCAGUGUUUCGACUAAUGUUAGAUGCAAGAUAUAUGACUCAAGAGUAAAAAAAAAAAUUAGUUUCAUACGAAUCAGAAAUGAAAGAAUCUAAUAAAAUAUUAUU